CAUGCGCACACGCGGCCAACGGCAGCCGAGCGACCCGCCGUCCGAGCAACGACGCUCCGUGAGGGCUGACACCGAGAGAGGCAUCAACAGCCGCGGGGAUGUAAAUGAGACGGACUCGGGGCUCGGCGGGGCGCGGAGGUUCUCCUGUCCGACGAAUGCCACGGCAAGCGAACGCAGCACCGUGCGCGACAAUAGCUCACGAUUGUAUUAAAAAAAAGAAGCAAUCUGCUCCCGAAUACAGCGCCUGACAUUUAGUCGCGAUCGUUGAUUGAUCGAUCGAUUGAUCUGUUUGUUUGCAAGAGGACUCGCCCGGGCGGAUCGGCCCGCAGCCAGCAUGCCUCCUCCGGCGCAGACCCAGAGCCUCCAAUCCAGCGGACUGACUCUCUCUGAAACCAGCGUGGGCUCCUUCAAGAGGAGAAAGAGGAAAUCCAUAAUAGUGACGGCGAUGCUGCUAAUUGUGUCCGUGCUCAUCCUCAUCUUUGGCCUGGCAGCGACCACCCGGACGCAGAACAUCACGGUGGGCGGAUACUACCCAGGAGUCAUUCUGGGCUUUGGAUCUUUUCUGGGAAUUAUCGGCUCUCAUUUGAUAGACAACAAGAGGCAGAUGCUAGUGGCAUCUAUUGUCUUCAUCAGUUUCGGAGUGGUGGCCGCCUUCUGCUGUGCUAUUGUUGACGGAGUUUUUGCUGCGAGGCACAUUGACCUCCGGCCUCUGUACGCCGGUCGUUGUGAGUAUCACUCCAGUGAGACGGCGUCUGACCGCGACGUUCCCUGUUCCACAACGUCGCGCGCAUCCUGCAACCUGCGUGUGAAGAGCAACACCUGUUACUGCUGCGACCUCUACAACUGCGGGAAAGAACAUCCUCUUAUGGGACCUCAGAAUAAAGAUGUUUUGAAAAAGUUUAGGAAAUCAUCCAUGAUUUGGAACCGUGUAGAGGUGAUUGGAGGCUAUCAUGAAUACACGGACGUGAAGAGCUGCCAGGACGUUGUGCACCUCUAUCACCUGCUGUGGUCCGCGACCAUACUCAACAUCGUGGCCCUCUUCCUGGGCAUCAUCACCGCGGCAGUACUGGGAGGCUUCAAGGACAUGACUCCCUCUACCGCCUCAGAGAGCUCAUCCGAACCAGAGGCCAUCACAGCUCCGGUCCUCACAGCACCUCCUCCACACAACACUUCUCUCAACUCAUAUUACAACACUGCCCCCUGCCUGCCGCCUUACACGGCAUACGACCUGCAGGGCUCCUACACGAUCCCCGACUCGUCCGGCCUCUCAGACGACUCCCAGUCUGGAGCCAGCCACCUGUGGCCCACUAUGAUCCCCCCGCGCUACUCCCCUCCCCACAACCACCCUGAUGAGAAGCCGCCGCCGUACAGCCCCUAAAGACGGCGUCGGGCACAGGAAACACCUGAAAUGCUAUCAGCGUGUUUGUAAGCUGCUGAAUGAGUGGUCUGAAUGCACAACGCCUCCGGGCUUUUCCUCACAAUCGUACGGAACUGCAGUCGGAGGAAAGGUGGUGGUGAGGGGGGACGAUUGGCCACAGAGCACACACUAACUUUGAGUUCAACUUUGAGUGUCACUCACACUCUAGCCUGCACUGUUUGUAUAUAUAUGUGUGUGUGUGUGUGUGUGUGUGUCUCUGCGUGUGCACAUACACAUCGAUCGAGAGAGAGAGAGACAACCAGUUCAAAGCCCGGACUGUUUACACAUCUAUCUGCCUUAAUGCAAAUGGACUUCCAGUGCUGCAGCACCUGGAGCCUGGAGGUAUUCUGUACAAGGUCAUUUCAAAAAGAAAAAAAAACUCUCCUCCAGCUCGUGCUUUACAGUACGUUCACCUCUCUUCAGUACACAAUGUAAAUGCUUCCUGCCUCAAGUGGUACUGAUAAUAACUUCGUAACUGUUUGCACUGUGAGGUUCUGGACCGAGUUAGAUGGAAAGCUUUGGUGUCUUCUACCCCGAAUAAAGAUCAGUUAGAAUUGAUUUUUUUUUAAAAACUGUAGAGUUGUAGGCCCAAGCAGUCAGUUAUUAGUGUCAGUGUGCAUUAUCUGAGGUGACAUUCGUUCACAGUAACGGAGGUGUUACAUGCCCAUAAUGUAUGUAAUCGUAGUAUAAUAAACAGACACUCCUUCAGCAGUUAGGCCUGACGGAUCAUGGUGCCUAUUUAUCAACUCUUCACUUUACGAUUUAAGAAUAGUCUGAUCAGUGUGUGGUGAACUUUGCAGACGCAGUGUCAAUAAGGAGCUAUUCUCCCAACAGGCACUGUUGAGGAAAUACAGUUAACAAUUACACCCUGAACCCCAUUUAUUGUAUUUUACACCAAAAGCUGCGAAGCAGGUAAACACAUGUAUGUCUCUCUCUUUGUAAGUAGCACGAACGUCACGUCAACAAGCUGAGAUGGGUUUUCUUUGUCGGGAAUGAUCUUUCUUUGAAAUGUAUUUUUUUUUAUUUGAGCUUGACGACAUAGAUAUACAUUUAUAACCUGUAUAUUUGAGCAUAUUUACACAUCUUUGUGAGGAAUGAUCCGAGUUGGAACAGUCAGUGCUGGAUUCACUGCUAUGAGAUCAUUAAAGCUCAUUAAAAAGUCAAAGGAGGAGAAGUGUUUGUUUCAAGUGUAAAUUCACUCCCGUGUCCAUGAAACCGGUCUCUGUCAGCUGUAAUCACAGCUUUUUAUAAUUUAAAUCACACAUUCAUUGGGACUGAUAAUUUUAUUUUUUUUUGCCAUUAAAAAGAUGUUUUGUGUGUCAGAUCGUACGUUUAAUAUUUCCAAUUCCACCACUCAAGUCGAGCCGGAAAUAUCUCUUCGGAUGAGUUUUGUGGCCCCAAUUUUGAGGUAGUACAAGACUGCAGUGACACAACACAGUAUAAUAAUUAAAUUGCAGAUGUUUAUAUGCUGGUAGUGCAAGACAGUCGUUUUAAAAUAGUAAAAUAAUUUAUUUACCAUCACAUAAUUCUCAUUGCCAAUUGACAGAAAAUGAACAUUUUGGUAAAUGUCAAAAGAGCCAUGUGUUUAAUAGCUAUUUCAGUUUGUCUAACUUAUAAACCUAAUAAAUAAAUUUGAAACUGUAAAAAAACAAACAAGUUAGCACAAAUAUAAACUUUACAUCACAAAACCCAUGUUAAUCUGUGAAAAAAAAAGGUAAUUCUGCAGGUUUUUAUUGAAUCACGUGAAGUUGAAUAGAAUCCCCUACUUUAUACUCAUACUGACCAAUUUACUACCUUCUGACACAAUGAAAAAAAAAACUGAAUAAAAAAAAGAUUAUACAAAAGAACAUCUUCUGCGUGAUCCAGCACUAAGUGCUAUCUGUGUGGACUGAAAUGAUCCCAAGUUUGUGAACCCAAACUUCACAUUUGGAUGCAAAAUCUUUUUCUCGGUAUGUAGCCGGCAUUAAAAUAUACAGCAUUGAAAUCAUAGGGAAUAAAAAUGUACAUCAAAAUAAAUCUGAUGUUUGAUGGACAUUUUUUUUUAACCCUAAUUGUUCACAAACCAUUACAAAAAAAAAGAAUUAAAAAAAAGCUUCUUCCCUGCCACAUUACCCAGAUGCGGGAUCGCCAACAAUCAUAUAAUGGAAAAAAAUAUUUUCAGAUCAUAUUCUCUUUGUACAGAAUUGGGUCUCAAUACAGACCAGGAAUGAUAAGUGAGACAUUGUGUAUUUUAUAAGGAUCAUAAAUUAAUUAAUUUAUCCUGACCAGAGCAGAAGUCACCUGGAUGCAUAAAUCAUCAACGGAGGUUUCACACGCUCACGUCGGUAACUUAAGUAGGACACUUGAUUUCUAUUUCACUGAAUGGGUCUCAGCCUAAUGUCAUUAACUGAACCGGGAGACGUUGACUAAAUGUUUAAAAAGAAACAAGACGGUUAAAUCUACAUGUUACAUUUCAAAUGCUUUGUGCUUCAGAUCCUUUAAAAGUGUUUCUCCCUGUGUUGUAGUGAUUUUACUGCCAUGGUCGGGCCGCGAAAACUGAAACCUCGGCGCUGCGGCGCCACCCGCUAACACGUCUCUUGAGGUGUCGACUAGUGAUGUGCAGCCUUCACCAUUGAUUUAAUUUUCAAUUAACAGAGCCUGGAAUUUACUUAACAGAAAACCCUGAUUUUUUCCCGUGCACACACAGAAGCAACAGCUAGCGGACCGUGAGGAAAUAUUCUCUGAUUUUCACAAAAUGCGUGUUGCUUUAGAAUCGCUUACUGCCCCUUUAACUAAAGUUUUCUGGCCGAUACAGAAUUUUGAGGCUUUGACUUGUUCAUAUGGUGAACAUUUAAACAUGUCAUUUUUUUUACCUUUUUAUUACAACUAUUCGAGUUAAGCACUUGUUUCUCUUGGGCGGUUUUUGAUUGUUACGCAAAGAUUUUUUUAAUUGUUAAUUUAAACUCCUUUAGUGCCCGUGUCAUUAUCAUUUACUUCAACGAUACCAAAGAUCAAGGCUAUUACAUAAGCAGAGUCACAUCUCGUUACACUUCCUUCACCUGCAGCGAUUCACUCUGCCUUAUUUAUUUUUGACUGAAGCCGGCACGACUUACAAAUGAGCAUCUGUUUCCUGUUUGCACCUUUGAUUAGUUUUGACCAUGUGGACCUGCAUCAUCAUGAUUAGAACAAUAUUUAAAAAAAAUAUUUUACAGAAAGACUACCGUGGCCGAAGCUUAUGCUUUAACUUACUUUGUACUGAAGAAUAUUAUUGACAUGGAACCAAAGAGGAAAUAAUAUGGGGGGGGGGGGGGGCACCUAAAAGGCACAGGUAACUGAGCAUCACGUGCUGCUCAGUAGGUCUCUGG
Molecule: messenger RNA, 4761 nt
Organism: Scophthalmus maximus (turbot)
Lineage: Eukaryota; Metazoa; Chordata; Actinopteri; Pleuronectiformes; Scophthalmidae
Gene: tmem255a
Product: transmembrane protein 255A
Exons: 10
Coding region: 335-1378 (347 amino acids)
Source: RefSeq, a predicted model, not a curated record